UGCUUCCGGUGGCGAUGGCUGCGGCCGUGGCUGGGAUGCUGCGAGGGUGUCUCCUGCCCCAGGCGGGCUGGCUGCCCACCAUCCAGACCAUCCGCCAUGGCUCCAAGGCUGUUACCCGCCACCGUCGUGUGAUGCACUUUGAGCGGCAGAAACUGAUGGCUCUGACUGAGUACAUCCCCCCCAAACCUGCUGUCAGCCCAAGUUGCCUUCCACCUCCUCCCAAGCCCCCCCAGGAGGAGACAGGCCUCAUCCGGCUCCUCCGGCGGGAGAUAGAAGCAAUUUUCCGGGACAACCGAAUGAUCGCCGUCUGCCAGAACGUGGCUCUGAGUGCAGAGGACAAGCUGCUUCUCCGGCACAGGCUGCGGAAACACAAGAUUUUGAUGAAGGUCUACCCCAACCAGGUCCUGAAGCCCUUCCUGGAGAACUCCAAGUACCAAAACCUGCUGCCCCUCUUUGUGGGGCACAACCUGCUGCUGGUCAGUGAGGAGCCCAAGGUCAAGGAGAUGGUGCGAAUCCUGAAGACUGUGCCCUUCCUGCCCCUGCUAGGUGGCUGCAUCGAUGACACCAUCCUCAGCAGGCAGGGUUUCAUCAACUACUCCAAGCUUCCGAGCCUGGCCCUGGCACAGGGGGAGCUGGUGGGCGGGCUCACCUGCCUCAUGGCCCAAACCCACUCCCUGCUUCAGAACCAGCCCCUCCGCCUGACCACCCUGUUGGAUCAGUACGUCAGACAGCAGCCUGAGGGGAACUCCACGCGGCCAGCCCAUGGGCAGCCAGACCUUCCCAACCCUGUUCCGGACUCAUAGCCAGCCUCUCGUGCCCAGCCUGCCCAUAAAUGCACUCUGCUCCGUGGCCUGUUGUCCUCCAUCACGAUAUGGAAGAACUGCGGGUGGGGAGUGGCAUCCAUUACCUGGCUUUCACCGCCUCAGAUUGCGCACACUUGGAGGUUCCAUUUCAGGAUGGAGAUUUUAAUCACUCUCUUUGUCCCUCGCCUUCCCAGCUUGGGACCUGAUAGGAGAAAAGUCUCUUUCAGCUAUCCAGGUCCAAGGCAGAGCAGCAGAACAGCGAGCGGAGGCCUUCUGUCUCCUCGUCCACUGUCCUUGCUGCCCGCCCUCCCCGCCCAUCCCCUCGUGAGUCUGCCCUGCCACAGAACCCACCCGAGUUAUCAUGUUAGGUGGCAUCUCCUAAGAACCUACCUCGACAUUCUCUGGCGUACACUUUUGUGUACCCCUUUAUUUCUCACCAUGUCACCCCCAUUUCAAGAGAGGCACCUAAGGGGUGGAGAAGUUAAAUAGCCGGCCCAAGGGCAUGCAGUUAGUAAGUGGCAGAAUAGGGGCUUGAACCAGGCUCUCUCUGCUCUGACGGCCAUGCCCUGGAUUGCUACACGGAGCUGCCUCAUUAGGGUCCCAGGUGUGCUUGGAUGUCCUCUGCCCUCGGGUGUGCCCUGUUGUGGGAAGGUUGGGCAUACAACUUUUGAUUAAAAAAUGCAAUUUACUUCCUCUGUUUUGAUGAAUU
Talpa occidentalis (Iberian mole) is the source of this 1512-nucleotide messenger RNA. It is a transcript of the gene MRPL10, whose product is annotated as mitochondrial ribosomal protein L10. The transcript has 5 exons. The coding region runs from base 15 to 803 and encodes 262 amino acids. The record is from RefSeq and is a predicted model, not a curated record. Gene Ontology annotation, biological process: translation. Gene Ontology annotation, cellular component: mitochondrial large ribosomal subunit. NCBI's taxonomy places the organism in Eukaryota, Metazoa, Chordata, Mammalia, Eulipotyphla, Talpidae. Gene Ontology annotation, molecular function: structural constituent of ribosome.